Messenger RNA from Sorghum bicolor (sorghum), 2897 nucleotides. RefSeq names its product prostaglandin reductase-3. Gene Ontology annotation, cellular component: mitochondrion. The record is from RefSeq and is a predicted model, not a curated record. Bases 380 to 922 code for a protein of 180 amino acids. Gene Ontology annotation, molecular function: oxidoreductase activity. The transcript is spliced from 7 exons. NCBI's taxonomy places the organism in Eukaryota, Viridiplantae, Streptophyta, Magnoliopsida, Poales, Poaceae.
GCCUUGGCGAGGGCGCGCUCGGCGACUUGGAGCUGCUUGGUGGUCGCGUCUAUGGCUUCCUGCUUCUUGGCCGGCGGGGCGGUGGCGAUGACAUCGUCGAAGACCUUCUUCAGUGUCAGAUUCACCUCGUUGAUCUUCUUGUCAGCUUCUGGGGACGAUUGCUGAGGCACUGGUGGCGAAGGAGCGGCUUCCACGGCGGCUGUGAUGGUAGCAACAAGGAUGAUUAGUAGGAGGAUCAUCACGGCGAGGUCGUCGCGGUCAAGGACUUGUUUGAUCAGAAGCCGAGAAGGAAUUCAAGGUGGAGGUAGAAGCCAUCGGCAAAGUGAGGCACAAGCACCUUGUCGGUCUCAUCGGGUACUGUGCGGAAGGCCCUAAACGGAUGCUCCUUUACGAGUUUGUCGAAAACGGCAACUUGGAGCAGUGGCUGCAAGGCGACGUCGGGCCUGUCAGCCCCUUGACGUGGGAGACACGGAUGAAUAUCGCCGUCGGAACGGCCAAAGGGUCCAUUAGAUUUGGGAAGCUUCAAGGUAUCGAAAGUAGCAUGUUAUUUUAUCACACAACUGCUGGAGAUCAAAAUUAUCAGACAACCAAACGCAAUGUUCUGAAUAAAGAGUUUCCAAGAGGGGUCGAUGUCAUAUACGAAACAGUAGGCGGGGAAACAUUUGAUGUGUGUCUGAAUGCUCUAGCAGUCUAUGGACGUAUCAUUGUAAUUGGUAUGAUCUCUCAGGCUGGAUUUUUUCUGAUUCAAUAUGCGCACCUGUGGAAAGAUCAUCUUGAAAAACUGUUUAACCUGUAUGCUUCUGGAAAGCUAAAGAACAAGUGCAGAGGAGGGAAACCUUGGCCUUCUGAGUUCAGAGAGUUCUCCACGGAGACGGGGGCGGACGCUAAACUCCAGAAGGGAUACGCGGAGGCGACCGCGUGAGCGAUGUCCACGGCGGGGACGGUGGCGAGCGGCUGUCGACGGAGGGCACGGAGUGACCGACGAGGGCCAAGCACUCCUCGGCAGCUGCCACAAUGCCGCGGGUGGGGGCAAGCCUGUAGGAGCGACGGGCCCUUAGCGUUGAGCGCAGGUGAGGUCAGGCCACCGGCGGGGCCGCGCGAGGGCGAGGCGGCGGCGGCGUGUGCGAUGGCGAGGGCGAGGUCACGGCGAGUUGUGUCCUUCCAUGUGUGCGUUUGGGCAUUACGUGAUGGCGCAGGCCGACCGGCGGUGGUAGCGGCGCGAGAUGGCGAGGGCGAGACGGCGAGGGCGAGAUGGCAGCGGUGGGUUGCGGCCUUUUUUUGCGAUUGUGCUGGGCGGCCUUGCGGGGAGGGGUUGUGUGGGAGGGGUGCGUAAUUACUAUAGUAACCUUCCACUCUUUAAAUUAAUUAGAGUUAAUAAUUUGAUUAGGAACCAAGAGGUACCAAGAGGUACCCCCAACCACAGUAAAAGAGCUCAUGAGAAAUAUAGUUAUUCUACUAAAUUUGAGAAAUAACCUGGAUCACACCAUCUAAAAUAAGCUGAUUCCCCAAACCAAAUGCUCUAGAAAGGUUUCUGCUCCCCAUAAUUUUUCAGUAUGCGGAAAUGUGGAGUAUCCAAAAAAAACUUUUGUAGUAUAUGCUCUAUACUAAAUAGCAAUAUAUUACUAUAAGCAUUAUAGGGAUAAUAAGAUGUGUGCAUACAAAAAAAAUUGGUGUCUUUAUUGUAUUUGAAAAAAAAAACACUAUUACUCCUCCAUUCCAAAAUAUAAGAUGUUAUGACUUUUUGAUACAUAACUUUUAUAUGCACUUAGACUAUCUCCAACAGAGCCGACCCAAACUGAGACCUUUCACACGUUUAGGUCACACACAACAAAUGAGCAACACACCCAAAACUAGCAUACUCCAACAGCGAACACAAAUCCUCGCCGAGCGCCGCCCCUCCUUCUCUCCCUUCUACCUCGGCACCGCCCCUCCCUCUCUCCCCUCCAUCGUUGAACACGACAUCUCUUCCUCCUCUCCCUUUCGGAUCCGGCGGUCGCGGGCGAGGAGCAGCCUGGAUCUGGCGGCCGCAUGUGAGGGAGUAGCUCAGAUCCGCCACCGCUGGCUUCCCAAUUCGACGUCGAGCUCUGCCUGCCUCCCACCCUGCCAAGCUUCGCCCGCCUCCCCGUCGAGCGCCACCACCCGCCUCUAACCGCGCCUCGUUGUCGCCGGGCCCACCACUACAAGUGUGUUUCAUUUGUGCCGUCGUCCAGAGAGGACGUUUUUUUUGCGUGUCGAUUCGAUCGAUAGGCAAAAUAGGUCAUCUGUUUGGAUCAUCUAUUGGAAGGUAUUUCUAGGUAGGCAAAGCAUUUUGCAGGACCUAUUUUGGGUAUAGGUUGUGCUGUUGGAGACGGUCUUAGAUAUACAAUAUGGCUAAACACAUGUUGAAAAUAAUAUAUCUAGAAAAGUCAAAACGUUUUAUAAUUUUGAAUAGGGGAGGUAUUAAAUUAAAGAUGGUUGGUUUUGUGGAUGACCGGUUUGGCUAGUAUGAGAGUAUAGAAACUUUUACAGAACACACAAUCACCGUGUGCAAAAAGGAACCAAGAGCUAUGAUAACAAAAAUGUUCCUAUACUUGCACUUACAAAAAGGGAAUCCCUGAAUGCGGAGAACCUGAAGGCAUUUCAGAACAACGAUUUCCGCUUUUCCAACGAGACAUUGUAAGUGGAGAAAGGAGGGAUACCUGGCCUGCGACUCUACCUAUUUUGUUCUUGCAAAUUGGACAAUAGUUGAAUACGAGCAACAGUCAAACUUCGAAGUUUAAUUUGGAUGUAUACGGUUGGUGUAGACUGAUACAUCGAUUCACUCUUGUCCAAUUGAUUAUAAGUAAAAAAAACAGUUGAGCGGAAUUGGCGAAAAGUUAGGAGGCACCAAUUAAUCAAAUAACAAAAGAGAGAGAGAA